CAUGUGUUUCACAUUUCUGUCUCAAUUCAAUGGAGAAUCGUAUAAAUAUUUUGUGAUCAAAAACAACCUCCAGUUUCGCGAUUAUCUAAUCGACAUGUUUUACGCCAAACUAAUGCCCAGAUAUAACAUCCGGGUCAGAGUGGCUGUACAUCACAGGAAUCAGCCAAUCACAGACGUCAAGAAGUAUCAGUUUGUUCAGUACCCAAUUUCUCCGAAGAUAAUCACUGAGUGCCGUAUGCGUUUUGAAUGUUUCCAGAUCGAUUAUAGUUUACAGCUAAAUCGGGUAUAUGCUAUCCCAAACGCAUCUUAUAUCAUGCUAUUUGUGCCCAACUAUCCGGACGUACUGUAUAUACACUCGCCUAAGAUAUUGUUUGAAGACGUAGCGUUUGCUGUAAUCAUGGUAUUUGAUGUGAUAUAUUGUCUGCCCGAGUCAUCGGACACAGCGAAGCGUUACCACAUUGUGGAAGAUUAUAAACGCGAUGCCGUGUCCUCUAUGAGUGACAUUGAAAAACGUAAUGGUUUCCAGCACUGGGAUGAUGCACAUUAUGCAAAACGAGAGGGCGGCGAGGUGGAUAGAAGGGAUACAGAUCCUAGAUGCAUU
This is a messenger RNA of Medioppia subpectinata, 601 nucleotides long. The record is from the annotation of a GenBank genome assembly. NCBI's taxonomy places the organism in Eukaryota, Metazoa, Arthropoda, Arachnida, Sarcoptiformes, Oppiidae.